UGAAAACUGAAGUUGGAAAAGAUUGUAAAACCCUUUGACUCUCCACAGUAGAGUCUCUUGUUUCUCUGGCUUCCUCAAGUUCACACUCGCAGGGUUAUUGACUGCAGAUUGCAGUCACCAUGUCUGACUCAGUAAUUCUUCGCAGUGUGAAGAAAUUUGGAGAGGACAAUUAUGGUUUAGAGUCAGAAAGAUUCCAUAACAAUGAUAAGAAUUCAAGGUUACAAGAUGAGAGGAAAGGUGACAGCAGUCCAGUUGGCUUCUUUCAAUUGUUUCGAUUCUCUUCAACGACUGACAUUUGGCUGAUGUUUGUGGGAAGUUUAUGUGCAUUUCUCCAUGGACUAUCCCAUCCAGGCGUGCUGCUCAUUUUUGGCACAAUGACAGAUGUUUUUAUUGAAUAUGACACUGAAUUACAACAACUCAAGAUCCCUGGAAAAGCAUGUGUGAACAACACUAUAGUAUGGCUCAACAGCUCCCUUAACCAGAAUGUGACAAAUGGAACUCAGUGUGGGUUGCUGGACAUUGAAAGUGAAAUGAUCAAAUUUGCCAGUUACUAUGCUGGGAUCGCUUUGGUAGUACUUAUCACAGGAUAUAUGCAAAUAUGCUUUUGGGUGAUUGCUGCAGCUCGUCAGAUACAGAAAAUGAGAAAAAUUUCCUUUAGGAAAGUAAUGCGAAUGGAAAUAGGAUGGUUCGACUGCAAUUCCGUGGGAGAGCUGAAUACAAGAUUUUCUGAGGAUAUUAACAAAGUCAAUGAUGCCAUUGCCGACCAAAUGGCCGUUUUCAUUCAGCGCAUGACCACGAGCAUCUGUGGGUUCCUGCUGGGAUUUUACCAGGGUUGGAAACUGACCCUGGUCAUUAUCUCUGUGAGUCCUCUCAUCGGGAUUGGAGCGGCCAUCAUUGGUCUGAGUGUGUCCAAGUUUACGGACUAUGAAUUGAAGGCCUAUGCCAGAGCAGGGUCAGUGGCUGAUGAAGUCAUUUCAUCUAUGCGAACGGUGGCUGCUUUUGGUGGUGAAAAAAAAGAGGUUGAAAGGUACGAGAAAAAUCUUGUGUUUGCCCAGCGUUGGGGAAUUAGAAAAGGGAUCGUGAUGGGAUUCUUUACUGGAUUCAUGUGGUGUCUCAUCUUCCUCUGUUAUGCACUGGCCUUCUGGUAUGGCUCCAAACUUGUCCUAGAGGAUGGAGAAUAUACGCCAGGAACCCUUGUCCAGAUUUUCCUCAGUAUUCUAUUAGGAGCUUUAAAUCUUGGCAAUGCAUCUUCUUGUCUGGAAGCCUUUGCGACUGGGCGUGCAGCGGCCACCAGCAUUUUUCAGACAAUAGACCGGAAACCCAUCAUUGACUGCAUGUCAGAGGAGGGUUACAAGUUGGAUCGAAUUAAGGGUGAAAUUGAAUUCCAUAAUGUGACCUUCCACUACCCUUCCAGGCCAGAGGUGAAGAUUUUAGAUAACCUCAGCAUGGUCGUUAAAUCAGGGGAAAUGACAGCUGUGGUAGGAUCCAGUGGAUCCGGCAAAAGCACAGCCUUGCAGCUUAUUCAGCGUUUCUACGACCCCAGUGAAGGCAUGGUGACUUUAGAUGGCCAUGACCUUCGCUCUCUUAACAUUCAGUGGCUUAGAGCUCAGAUUGGGUUGGUGGAGCAAGAGCCCGUUCUGUUCUCCACCACCAUUGCAGAGAACAUUCGUUAUGGCAGAGAGGACGCAACAAUGGAAGAUAUAGUUCGAGCUGCCAAGGCAGCCAAUGCCUACAGCUUCAUCAUGGACCUGCCACAGCAAUUUGACACUCUUGUCGGAGAGGGAGGAGGCCAGAUGAGUGGUGGCCAGAAGCAAAGAGUGGCCAUUGCCAGAGCCCUUGUCCGAAACCCCAAGAUCCUGCUUUUGGACAUGGCCACCUCGGCACUGGACAACGAGAGUGAAGCCAUGGUACAAGAGGCACUGAGUAAGAUUCAGCAGGGACAUACGAUCAUUUCAGUUGCUCAUCGCCUGUCCACAGUCAGAGCUGCAGAUGUCAUUAUUGGUUUUGAACAUGGUACAGCGGUGGAAAGAGGCACCCAUGAGGAACUGUUGGAACGGAAAGGAGUCUACUUCACUCUAGUGACUUUGCAGAGUCAAGGUGAUCAGGCUGCUAACGUAGAAGGCAUAAAAGGAGAAGAUAAAACGGACGGGGCCUCACUUGACAACAAACAGACCUUUUGCAGAGGGAGCUACCAGGCUAGUUUAAGAGCUUCAAUCCGAGAACGCUCCAAGUCUCAGCUUUCUUACUUGGUACAUGAACCUCCAUUAGCUGUUGUAGAUCAUAAGUCUACUUAUGAAGAAGACAGAAAGGACAAGGACAUUCCUGUGGAAGAAGAAAUUGAACCGGCCCCAGUUAGGAGGAUUCUGAAAUUCAAUGCUCCAGAGUGGCCCUACAUGCUGGUAGGGGCGGUGGGUGCUGCUGUCAAUGGGUCGGUCACACCACUCUAUGCCUUUUUAUUCAGCCAGAUUCUUGGGGCAACCGGCUCUCAAAUCGGAAUGAUGGUCAAUUCCUUCACGAACGUCACUGUGGCCAUGAUCAUUGCCUUCUUCUUUAGCUGGAAGCUAAGCCUGGUCAUAAUGUGCUUCUUUCCCUUCUUGGCUUUAUCGGGAGCCAUACAGACCAGAAUGUUGACAGGAUUUGCCUCUCAAGACAAGGAGGCUCUGGAGAUCGCUGGCCAGAUUACGAAUGAAGCCCUCAGUAAUAUCCGCACUGUUGCUGGGAUUGGAAAGGAGAGGCAGUUUAUUGAAGCAUUUGAGGUUGAGCUGGAGAAGCCAUUCAAGACUGCCUUUCGAAAAGCGAAUGUUUAUGGAUUAUGCUUUGGUUUUUCCCAGUGCAUGGUGUUUGUUGCUAAUUCUGCUUCCUACAGAUAUGGAGGUUACUUAAUCCCCAACGAAGGGCUCCAUUUCACCUAUGUGUUCAGGGUGAUCUCUUCAGUUGUAUUGAGUGCAACAGCUCUUGGAAGAGCCUCCUCUUACACCCCUAGUUAUGCCAAAGCCAAGAUAUCAGCUGCACGCUUUUUUCAACUGCUGGACCGACACCCCCCAAUCAAGGUGUACAGUAGUGCAGGUGAAAAGUGGGACAACUUCCAGGGCCAGAUUGACUUUGUUGACUGUAAAUUUACAUAUCCUUCUCGACCUGAUAUACAAGUUCUGAACGGUCUCUCAGUAUCGGUUCGUCCAGGUCAAACGCUGGCCUUUGUUGGAAGCAGUGGAUGUGGCAAAAGCACGAGUAUUCAGCUGUUGGAGCGUUUCUAUGAUCCUGACCAAGGGGAGGUGAUGAUAGACGGGCAUGACAGCAAAAAAGUCAAUGUCCAGUUUCUCCGCUCGAACAUUGGGAUUGUUUCCCAGGAGCCAGUGUUGUUUGCCUGUAGCAUCAUGGACAAUAUCAAGUAUGGAGACAACACCAAGGAAAUCCCCAAGGAAAAAGUCAUAGAAGCCGCAAAGCAGGCACAGCUGCAUGACUUCAUCAUGUCCCUCCCAGAGAAAUAUGAAACUAAUGUUGGGGCCCAAGGGUCUCAACUAUCUCGAGGAGAGAAACAACGUAUUGCUAUUGCUCGGGCCAUUGUACGAGAUCCUAAAAUCUUGCUACUAGAUGAAGCUACUUCUGCCUUAGACACAGAAAGUGAAAAGAUGGUGCAGGCCGCCCUGGACAAAGCCAGAGAAGGUCGGACCUGCAUUGUCAUCGCUCAUCGUUUGUCUACCAUCCAAAACUCAGAUAUCAUUGCUGUCAUGUCACAGGGGAAAGUGAUUGAAAAGGGGACCCAUGAAGAACUGAUGGGCCAGAAAGGAGCCUACUACAAACUCGUCACCACAGGAGCCCCCAUCAGUUGAGCUGACUCAAGAACGUCGUGUACAGAUGAGGCACCAAUUACAGGAGGGCCGUGGGUUUUUUUUUUUUUCCUUUAAGGAGAAAUGAUAAUAUUUUACUUUUACAGACAUUGUCAUACACUCGGAUCCAAGCUAAUUUCUAAUGACCUUCAAUAAUAUCUUAGUUUUAAAAAUCUGUAUAUAGAAAAUGAAAGAAACUAGGGUUAGUGUGAGUGAGAAUCCAAUGUCAAGCAGGUGCUCAGCCAUUACCCAGUGGCUUUCUCCAUGCAGAAGCCAGCCCCAGUUACUACAUGGGAAUCAACAAGAAGUCACAGAGUAAAUGAGACUUUGAAUUCCUCAAGGCAGAGGACUAUCCUUCGAAUUUUUGAAACUUCAGUGUACACAGAGCCUAGUGCACUUACAAUAGGCACUCAAUGCCUGUUUAUCAAGCUGGACCAAGGUCAUAUGUGAAGAGAACAGGAGGACUGACAACCAACUAUUUCUUGACUAAAAUUUUCUUGCAAGUGAAAGCAGAUUCAUUCAUCUGUAAGGAUGAGGACAGGAAAGGGAGGGCUUUGAGGCUGGGAAAGGCAGAAAGGGGCAAGAAUUUGCAGGGACUUACCAGUUAGGAGUGUGGAUUUAUAGAUUCAGGGUGUAGUAGGUGGGUGGUGGAGUCAACAUUGACUGCACUACAAUUGGCCAAGGUGGCUUUUUUUGUAUAACACUGUAUGAAGCUACAACAAGAUAAAAGGCACUGUCUUCAUUUCAGGAAUAGACUGGAGAGGCAAAGGACAGCACGCUGGGAUAAAGGUUCCAUCCCAGGCCUUUAAUCCUUGUCACCACCCUCCACACUGGUUGCCUGUAUGGGAACAGAAGUACACACCUCUCCUGCAGUAGGAUGGCUGCCCUUCUCUAAUUCUAGCAAAAGAAUUGGGGAAGCUCACUGAGAAACAUGCACUUAGAGACCCAAGUCACAUUUGAAGGGGUGGCUAAAGACAAGGGGAUUGAAUAUAAAGCGAUAUAUGAACAGAAAAAAAAAAAAAUUCCAGCUCCCUCCUCCCCUGGCAGGAGAUUUUAGGAGUAGCCUCUGGGGAAACUGGAGAAUCCAGUUAAAAGGAAAGAGACUAUCUUUUAAUGAGGUAUAAUGAGGUAUAAAAGAGACUACAGAAAAGAGACUACCAGGGGCAGAGAGCCUCCAAAGAAACUCCCCAACCAGAUUGCUCUACCUUGAAGCCCACCUGCCAAAAACACAUACCCUUUGGCUUUUCAGUGUCUCACCCUUCCAUAGGAAUAGAUUGUCAAGAAUCACCAGGCACUGAGGAGAUAUUUUAACACAAAAAACAAAAUGACAACAAUAGACUGCCCAGAACAAGGACAUUAGAGGUAACAGAGCCAAUGCAAAGAUUUGGAAAACAAAGAAUGCCCAUAAAUUCGCAUAAUGAGAUGAGAAAAUAGUCCCAUCUAUUUAAAUAAAAACAAGAGUUCAUAAAAAUGAACAUGCAAAUAAAAUACAAAAAAGAGCUCUUGACAACUGAGGUGAAAAAUUCAGUAGCAGCUCCUAUCAAGUCGUCCCGCCCUCAAGAUGUCUUCCUGCUCUAUCUCUUUCCCAAAUGCACUCGAUGUGUAUAUAUAUAUAUUUUCUUCCCAUGGCCAACAAGUGAAAUUCUGCCUACAAAUUAAGCUUGAGCUGUUGUAUAAUGAGAUAUAUUAUUUAUGUGUCUGUCCAGUGUUCCCUGGUAAAUAACCAUAAAGGUGGUUUAGCAAGGUCACUAGUCAGGUCAGAAGAAAUGAUGGUUGCCAAGUCAGGGGGCGGAGAGGGUAGAGGACAGCAUUUUAGUUAAGUCAAGAAAAAUGGCAGGGACAAGUACAUUGCAGAAUAAAGAUGCCUGCAAGAAGGAAUUAAAUUUUGCAGUAUGCAUGGGCUCGUCCUGUAAUAUUGAAGAAAGGAGACCAAAAUCCAUUUGUGUAAGUGCGCAUUUCAAAGAAGAACAUAAGCUUCGUGCUGGGAGGCUGUCAGUUUCCUGGCGUGCAAUGUGUGAGGUGUGAAAAAUGAAUGAAUAAGAGUCAUUUUUCAAAUAAGGUACUUGAAAGUUAUUGACGAGUGGGAUAAGGUUGACCACAGAGGGUUUGAAAUAAUGUGGGAAAACAUUUGUUUUUUGAGGCUCAGUGACAAGGUAAAGGAUUAUAACCUUAAAAAUAUAGAAUAAAUAAAGUUGCAAAUUUAUUUUACAACACCAGGGAGCGCCAAUAAUUUCAUAUCUAUCCCACAUCCAAUGUUGCUAGCCAAAGAUUUGGUCUCUGCAAUUUUACAUUAUUAAUGUUUCUCAGAUAAAGGGGGUACUUGCUUUCUCUGUUCUAUCUGACACUUAUCUCAAGUCUUUCUAUGAUUUCUAAUGUUUUCAGGAUGGGUUCAUGCUAUAACCCCAAAUAAUAAAAGUUUACAGGAGAAAAAAUAAUUGAAGAAUUGGAAGACAAAGUUGGGGAAAUUUCCCUGAAGGUAAGACAAAAAUAUAGAGCCAAAAAGUAGAAAAAAAGAAAAAGAAAAAUUUUAGAGGAACAACCCAGGAGGUAUAAUAAUUAGCUAAUUGCAGUUCCAGAAAGAAAGAUUAGAGGGGAGUAAAUUAUUAAAUGGUCCAAAGAUAUUUCCUGUAACUGGAGAAUAUAAACUUUCAACUUGAAUGGGUUCAACAAAUGUCGAAUAUAAUAAAUAAGGAAAGAUCCUCUGUGGGCACACUAUUAGGCAAUCUUAGAAAACUGGGAAAAGAAGAUACUCAAAUUUUCCAGGAGAGGGUAGAACAUGUUACAUAUAAUAAAGAAUCAUAAUGACAUAGAAUCUCUUGACAAUAACACUAAUAAAAGUCAGAAGAUGUAAAGAUUUGCCUUCAAAAUUCUGAGGGAAAAUUAUUUCCAUUCUAGAAUUCCAUAUCCUGAAAACUCUUCUCAGGGGUGAGAGAAACCUAAAGAAACUCUCAGUCAUGUAAGGUUUCAAAACUUUCCCUCCCCAUACAUCUUUUCUUAGGAAGCCACAGGAGGCUUUCCCUAAAAUAAAAGUAAAUGAAGAAAGAGGAAGAUAUGGGACCUAGGAAACAGGUGAUCUAACUCAAGAAUGAGGUGAUGGGGGGGCGCCUGGGUGGCUCAGUUGGUUAAGCAUUUGCCUUUGGCUCAGGUCAUGAUCUCAGGGUCCUGGGAUCGAGUCUCCCUGCUGAUCGGGGAGUCUGCUUCUCCCUCUCUCUCUGCCUCUGCCUCUCCCUCACUCUGUCUCUCUUGAAUAAAUAAAUAAAUAAAAGAAUGAGGUGAUGGGAAUAUCCGGGAUGAUUAGGAAGGCAAAUCCCAGGAACCCGGUUUGCUGGCGACUCAGUGAGCAGCCAAGCCUGACUGAAACAAGGAAAUGAGGUUCCACAAGAGUUGUGUCUAGGGAAAAAUGUGAUGCUGCUAGACUAUGGUGACAUUCCCCCUGGCAGAGUUUGCCGAUGUGUUAGCAAUGCAGACAGACAUAGAGAGAGAGAGAGAGAGAGAAAGAGAGAAAGAGAGAGAAGAUUAUUAGCUAUUAACUCUGGAGUAAAAGAAAACUUAUACAUGAAAGGAAAUAUAUUUAUAUUAUACUACAUGACCCACCCAAGAAUGUUAUUUACAAAGCCAUAUCAAUGUAAAUGCUGAAUGCUGAUCUAAACCCAAAUUAGAGACAGGUUAUGGAAAGGGAGAAAAAAGGUGUGGGGAAGCUUGUAUAGCUUCUACUAUGAGGAUAUGUGUGUAUUCCUCAUAUUCCUUGGGUAUGGGUGUAUUCCUCAUAUUCCCUGGU
Messenger RNA from Zalophus californianus (California sea lion), 7605 nucleotides. RefSeq names its product ATP binding cassette subfamily B member 11 (gene ABCB11). Lineage: Eukaryota; Metazoa; Chordata; Mammalia; Carnivora; Otariidae. Gene Ontology annotation, biological process: transmembrane transport. The record is from RefSeq and is a predicted model, not a curated record. Gene Ontology annotation, cellular component: membrane. The transcript is spliced from 26 exons. Gene Ontology annotation, molecular function: ABC-type transporter activity; ATP hydrolysis activity; ATP binding. Bases 120 to 3830 code for a protein of 1236 amino acids.